CAAAAGAGAAAGUAACUCUGUGUUGCUGCUGGGGAUCAAUGAAGCUGAGUGAAUGGGGGCGCACUGCGCGAGCGCAUAGCUGGAGCGGGCGCCAGAUGGUGGAGGGCUACGCUUAUUGAUGAAACACUUGAGUUCUUCUUGAAUUGCCAGUUUUCAGCCUCCUCAUGCCUCCAUCUCCUUUAGACGACAGGGUAGUAGUGACACUGUCUAGGCCUGUCCGACCUCAGGAUCUCAACCUUUGUUUAGACUCUAGCUACCUUGGCUCUGCCACCCCAGGCAGCGGUAGCCACCCUCCCGUCUUUGCCACCGCCGCUGUGACCCUCAAGGCUGCGAAUCUGACGUAUAUGCCCUCAUCCAGCGGCUCUGCCCGCUCCCUGAAUUGUGGAUGCAGCAGUACUAGCUGCUGCACUGUGGCAACCUACGACAAGGAUCACCAAGCCCAGACUCAAGCUAUUGCCGCAGGCACUGCCACCACCGCCGUAGGAACCUCGACCACCUGCCCUGCUAACCAGAUGGUCAACAGCAAUGAGAACACAGGCUCUGUAAGUCCAUCGGGUGGGGUGGGUAGCCCUGUGUCAGGGACUCCCAAGCAGCUGGCCAGCAUCAAGAUCAUCUACCCCAGUGACCUGGCGAAGAAGAUGGCCAAGUGCGGCAGGAGUCACCUGUCCAGCCAGGGUCCUGUCAUCAUUGACUGCAGGCCUUUCAUGGAGUACAACAAGAGUCAUAUCCAAGGAGCUGUCCACAUCAAUUGUGCCGAUAAGAUCAGCCGGCGGAGGCUGCAGCAGGGCAAGAUCACUGUCUUAGACUUGAUUUCCUGUAGGGAAGGCAAAGACUCUUUCAAGAGGAUCUUUUCCAAAGAAAUUAUUGUUUAUGACGAGAAUACCAAUGAGCCGAGCCGAGUGAUGCCGUCCCAGCCGCUUCACAUAGUCCUCGAGUCCCUGAAGAGAGAAGGCAAAGAACCCGUGGUGUUGAAAGGGGGACUCAGUAGUUUUAAGCAGAACCAUGAGAACCUCUGUGACAACUCCCUCCAGCUCCAAGAGUGCCGGGAGGUGGGGGGCGGCGCCUCGGCGGCCUCGAGCAUGCUACCUCAGUCUGUCCCCACCACCCCUGACAUCGAGAACGCAGAGCUGACGCCCAUCCUGCCCUUCCUGUUCCUUGGCAAUGAGCAGGAUGCUCAGGACCUAGACACCAUGCAGAGGCUCAACAUUGGUUACGUCAUCAACGUCACCACUCACCUUCCCCUCUACCACUAUGAGAAAGGCCUCUUCAACUACAAGCGGCUGCCGGCCACUGAUAGCAACAAGCAGAACCUGCGGCAGUACUUUGAAGAGGCGUUUGAAUUCAUUGAGGAAGCCCAUCAGUGUGGAAAGGGCCUUCUCAUCCACUGCCAGGCCGGCGUGUCCCGCUCGGCCACCAUCGUCAUCGCCUACUUGAUGAAGCACACGCGGAUGACCAUGACUGACGCUUACAAGUUCGUCAAAGGCAAACGACCAAUUAUCUCCCCGAACCUCAACUUCAUGGGGCAGUUGCUGGAAUUUGAGGAAGACCUAAACAAUGGCGUGACACCACGGAUCCUGACACCAAAGCUCAUGGGCAUGGAGACGGUUGUGUGACAGCAGGCAGGACGGAAAGGGCCUUGGCUCUGUGAGACAACGGACAGGAGUGAAGGGGCAGGGUCUGGCUUGGGUUUUGUUUUCUGUUUUUCUUUUCUGUUUUUAUUUUCUUUCUUUUUAACUUGGGAGAAUGUUUGUGGAAGGCAACAGACCUGUCUAAAGACUAUUUUUAAUAAGUGUGAGGAGAUUAGAACUUCUGAUGCCAUUGAGAGCCACUUCUCUUCGUCUGUUUUUACAAGGAGGUUAAAAAGGUCAUUUUUUUUUAAGCCAACAAAUAAAAAGCUUCUGAAACUGUU
Chionomys nivalis (European snow vole) is the source of this 1909-nucleotide messenger RNA. It is a transcript of the gene Dusp10, whose product is annotated as dual specificity phosphatase 10. Gene Ontology annotation, biological process: negative regulation of JUN kinase activity; protein dephosphorylation. Gene Ontology annotation, molecular function: protein tyrosine/threonine phosphatase activity; MAP kinase tyrosine/serine/threonine phosphatase activity. Lineage: Eukaryota; Metazoa; Chordata; Mammalia; Rodentia; Cricetidae. The coding region runs from base 165 to 1613 and encodes 482 amino acids. The transcript is spliced from 4 exons. The record is from RefSeq and is a predicted model, not a curated record. Gene Ontology annotation, cellular component: cytosol; cytoplasm.